Peronospora matthiolae is the source of this 771-nucleotide messenger RNA. Lineage: Eukaryota; Oomycota; Peronosporomycetes; Peronosporales; Peronosporaceae. The record is from the annotation of a GenBank genome assembly.
AUGGUGCGCGUGCCCGGAUCUUCUGGUGCCUCGGGAUUUUACCGUGAAUCCCGGAGCGAAGAUGUCAAGUUCAAGGUAAAACGGGGACGCAAGUGUCAGCGAAGAAGGGAUCGUCGCAGACACGAUAUUAUAAAGGACCCUUGGCCCGGCAGAGUUUUGGGAGGGGCUCGAAACGAAUCGAAAUUCAAAGAGGAAGAUCGCCAAGGUGAUCCCGAAGAAGAAAAACCUCUUUUCCCUCCUGAGGUCACUUUGGGGACCACCGCGGAUCGUAUUGCAAAGUACGACCCGCUAGUGGAAACACGUCCAGCCAAAGCAGGACACGUUUCGUCUCAAAACAAAACCACACAAAAAAAACAAGAAAAAAGAUUGAAGACUACGGCUCCUAAGGAUCUUCAAGCGUUGCUAUCUACGGAGCCAGUGCUGACCAUCUUGGAACCGGAGCUGAUCGAACCGCUUCGGGGACCAACAUCGACUCCACCAGCAGCCACUAGCAAAGUGGAAGCAGUGCAACGUCUCAUUCAACUGCUAUACGGCGCGGGAUUUGUGCCGGGGGAGUUUGACGCGCAGGUUCUGCGUGACUGCGACCUUGAUCAAGUGACCACGGCCAGCCGAUCACUGUCCAAAGCGCUAGUCCCAAUAAUCGGCAACUAUGACUCCGCUGAUAGCGAGCUCACGACCAGUAUCAUGGUCAAAGAGGAAGACGGUUCACCAGCGGCGUCGUCACAUUACGCUUCAGCGGAGUCGAUUGCGGACGAUAGCGACGGCUUGUAA